AUUCGUGUGUAGGAGCGCACGCGCUUGCAGCUUUGCUGUAGGCAAAGAAGGGGAUGGAUGCGGCUUGAUUUCAAGGGAUGUUCAAUAUGGCAACUAAUAAAACACCAGAAAUGAACUAUACUUGCGAGAUAUGCGGUCGUGAGGAUUUCAAUGAUGAGGAGAUGCGCUCGCAUAUGGCUCUCUAUCAUCUUAAGGGUGCGGCUAAUUGUCCAUUCUGCAAUCUUGGUGAAAUUUCCCCAGCAGAAAUGUUGUUACAUGUAAACAGUGCACACCUGGAUUAUUUAACACCUAGUACACCUGAAGAAAAUAACAUGAUGGCUUUUAUUGACGAGGAUGGUAUUCUCGAUCAUCAGGAUCACCAUCGUUGUAAAUGUGUCGGUGACGAGUCAUCCAUGUGUCAUGGCACUUCAUCUAACACUUUUUCAUCGUCGCUUUGCUCGCCUUACCUACAAAACGGAUGGACUAUACCCUUAAGUUCAACAACCUCCCAAUCGACGUCGAUUAUAUCGAGAUCAGUUACAACUGAAAAGGAAAAUUCGGUAUCAUCGAUGGCAUCAUUGACUAGCAUUUCUUCAGUUAACAACAACAACAAUAAUACAAAUCAUGGAAAUAAUGUUCCAGAAAGUACAGCUGGACAUGGUUCACCUUUGCGUUCCAGUUUAAAUCUUCAAUUGCGUUCACAUGCAACUCCUAAGCUUCCAAUACAAGAAUGUCCAAUGUGUCCUUAUAGUUCAGAUUGUCCAUUGAGAUUACAAGAGCAUAUAAAUCGCCAACACUUUGAUUUAACUUCACCAUCUUUUCCUUCAGAAUCUAUUUCAGCCCGUGACAGCAAGUUCAAUUGUCCAUUUUGUAUUAUAUUGUUUCCUAAUGCAUCGGAUUUGGAAUUACAUGUAAACAUUGAACAUAAGGACAUAUUAAGUCCAGCAAAAGCAACAUCUCCUUACUCUGAUGUAGCAACUAGCGGUGAAAAGACUCCUUCGUGUCCAGUUUGCCAGAGCACUUUGUUUAAGAACAAUGACGAACUCACUGCUCAUAUUGAAGAGCACUUUACAAAAAAAGAAACUCCUUCACCAGUUACACCAGAAUUUUCAACGGAUAGACUUCUUGCACGCGACAUGGAAAGACGUGAGAAGGAAGUCAGAAGGUUGAGGGAACAGCGUGAAUUCGCAUUACUCCAAGCGCAGUAUGGUAUGGAUAAUCAGGGUAACUUUAGAGAGCAGAGUGUGACAAAUAUGCAGCGGGCUGUGUAUGCUGGUGAAAUGUCUGUAGCGGAUUAUUAUGAAAAGCAGAUUGAACUAAGAGUUGCUGAGAAUAGCGGUAUCGACGAUGGUAGUUCUUGUACUCGAGUCAAACAACUUUCAGGGCUUGUGCCCAAGGUAAGAGCAGCCAGCCAAGCAUGCAGCAAUGUCGUGAAUACUUGGAUGUGUUCAACAGUAGAUCAUUAUGCAGUAACUUAUGGAGAUAAAGGAUGGGGCUGUGGUUAUAGAAAUAUGCAAAUGAUGAUAUCAUCAUUACUUCAACAUACAGGAUAUAAUGAGCUAGUAUAUAAGGCAUGGAGUUCUGGUGUUAGUAAUAACAGUUCUCAUGAAAAUCCUCAACGAAGUUCGAUGCCCUCAAUUUCAAGGCUUCAAAAGAUGAUCGAGUGGGCUUGGACACAAGGAUUUGAUAUCCAGGGUGCUGAACAGUUGGGAGCUAAGUUAGCUAAUACUAGAAAAUGGAUAGGAGCUACUGAAGUUGUAACACUUUUGUCAAGCUUAAGAAUCAGAUGUCAAUUGGUAGAUUUUCAUAGGCCAACAAAUCCAGAUGGUGGUCAUCCUCAGAUGUUUAAAUGGGUUUUACAAUAUUUUCAACGAAAUGAUGAUUUUAAACCUCCUCUGUAUCUUCAACAUCAAGGUCACAGUAGAACCAUUAUGGGAGUAGAACAACUUAGAGAUGGUUCUAUAAUUAUGUUAGUACUUGAUCCAAGCCAUAGUCCAUUUCAAAUGGCUCAGUUUAAUAUUACAAGUAGUGUGCCAGGAGCAAUGAGACUUGUAAGAAUAUCUACUGUUGCAAUGAAAGCACGGCAAUAUCAAGUAGUUGCUGUAAUAGGUAUGAUGGAAACCGAAUUGCAAUAUCAACAAAGUAAAGUAUUACAUUCUUUAAGAAUUCCAGAUGAUAGAUGAGAUUUAAUAAUAUGGAAGUUAAGAUGUUUUUGGAGAAGAAAAUAUUUUGAUUUUAGCUUAACCAUUUCUACAGUCUUGAAAGUUGUGUGAAGAAAAUAAUUUUCAUUAACAGAAUUUUGCUCUUCAAAAGUGAUAAAUUAAUGUUAUUCUAACAUCACAAGUCACACUUCUUCAUUUAUUCAAAAGAAGUAAAUACAAUUCAGUAACAAUAGAGGGUAACAAUGUUAAAGUUAACCUGCUAUGCUAGUGCUAUACUAUUGAUAUUUUAAUUUUAAGACGACGAAUUUAUCGAAUUUAUUCUUUAAGCAUAAUCGUGAUAAAUGUGAAUUUUGGAGGGACUUAAAAUAUGUCAGCUUAAGACUAAAUGUAAAAUAAAUAAACUUAGGCUUGAAAAUGAAAUUUUCUGUUGACAUUUAGUCCCUCUUAAAUUCUUUAGCUUUUCAGUACUUUCGCUUAAAGCGAUUGUACUCCUGAAGCUCAUAUCUUAAUCUAGAUAAUUCUGUUCAAUCCUUAUUGUACAAAUUGAUAAAAUCAUGUCAUUUC
Ceratosolen solmsi marchali is the source of this 2705-nucleotide messenger RNA. Its product is annotated as zinc finger with UFM1-specific peptidase domain protein. The transcript has 9 exons. Bases 78 to 2162 code for a protein of 694 amino acids. The record is from RefSeq and is a predicted model, not a curated record. Gene Ontology annotation, biological process: positive regulation of transcription by RNA polymerase II. Gene Ontology annotation, cellular component: nucleus. NCBI's taxonomy places the organism in Eukaryota, Metazoa, Arthropoda, Insecta, Hymenoptera, Agaonidae.